AUGCUAAUCGAUUAUAGAGUAUUAGAUCUAAACAUCACCAGCGCCGAAGGAAUCAAAGGUGUUCUAAGUUUCACCAAUUUUUUCUUCAAAUCAAAAGUCUACGCCGCGGUCUCCGUCGACGGAACCCCUUCAGCCACCCAAGAAACGCCGCUGGCUAAAUACUUCGGCAAAAAUCCAGUGUGGAAUUGUUCGAUGAGGUUCCAUUUGGAGGAAUCGAAGCUACAAGAAAAUGCACUGACUCUGAAGAUUAAACUAAAGCGAAGGCGAACAUUCGGAAGAGAUGAUGAAGACAUUGCUGAAGCUUCGAUUCCGUUGAGAAAUCUGUUUAAUGGCAAUGAGAAUGUAACAAAUGAAAAUUGCAGUUCCUCUUUUAUGCUAUCGAAGUCCGGCGGCCUGCGUGGUUUGGUGUAUUUUUCGUAUUGUUUCAGCAGGACUUACAAUGCAUCCGAUGCCAGUGACGAUGGUGCCACAGUUGCUCCGCCCUUGGCCUUCGAACGUCCCCCUCUUGCACACCGCAGUGAUCUUAGUUGCGGGGUUUUUGAUUUGUUAUUCCAUUAA
Molecule: messenger RNA, 558 nt
Organism: Cucumis sativus (cucumber)
Lineage: Eukaryota; Viridiplantae; Streptophyta; Magnoliopsida; Cucurbitales; Cucurbitaceae
Product: protein SRC2 homolog
Exons: 1
Coding region: 1-558 (185 amino acids)
Source: RefSeq, a predicted model, not a curated record